This is a messenger RNA of Haliotis rubra (blacklip abalone), 1383 nucleotides long. Its product is annotated as coiled-coil domain-containing protein 18-like. The record is from RefSeq and is a predicted model, not a curated record. The transcript is spliced from 11 exons. Bases 94 to 1302 code for a protein of 402 amino acids. Lineage: Eukaryota; Metazoa; Mollusca; Gastropoda; Lepetellida; Haliotidae.
GACAUUCAACUCUAGGUACACCGGAAGUGAUUCAGAUGAGCGCCAUAUACAAACUUCGAAAUCUCUGCAGUCGGUGAUAUUGAUCAAGAUAUAAUGGAGUCUGAAGUUUUGGAAAUAAUGAAGAUAAAGGAAAACUUUGAUCCUAGUCUGUAUGCACAGAUGGAGUUGGUACAGCAGCGCAAGAUGUUUGUGAAAACAAAUUAUUUCUUUGUGAAUGCUAAGAAGCAGUUCCUCAAGAGCCUCUACAUGGAUCCUAGCAACUGGCUGACUACAGAGCAAGCAGAUGCCGAGUUAGAGGAAGCGUCAUCAGAGUUGCAGGAAGUGAAGAGUGAAAUAAAAGAUGUCAAGACGGCCAUUCAGUCUCUGUGCGAGUCUGCCGAGGAAGGCUUCUCCUUGCUGACACAGAAACAACAGUUGCUAGAGGAGAAGAAGCAAGAACUAGAGGAGAAGAAACUAAAACUGCAACAGCGGCAGACCAAGAAUUCCACUACACAGCUGGCAUCUGAUGACACAGAGGAGGGGAGCACUGGUCAAGAAAUUAUCAACAAUCUGUCAACAAAGAUAGAGGCUGUGGAGUAUGCCAUCCUGAAGUGUGAUGAAGCAAUAGAUCAAGUGACCUCUCAACUGCAGUUGAUGCAGCCAACCAUCAAGGCUAUGGAGCAGACGGUCUCACUAAACACAAACAGGCUAAAGCAGAUCACUGAAGAGCAGAAGAGGAAGAAGAGUGUCAUGUCACAGCUUGCUAAACGCCUGGAGGAGCUUGUGGGCAACAUGGAGUCCGUGAGUGGGCUGACGGUGAUCCCCCUGAGCUGGUGUGGUAUGCGGGUGGAGUUUCCCCGGGCAGGGACUGACGGGGUGCAGCUGGCUCUGUCCCUGGAGUACUCAGAAAACAACCUGGGUGACCUAGUGCUGAAGUCUGCGGAGGUGAAUGUCGACUCCAUAGACGUGUCGGAGAUGCUACAUGAGGCUGUUGCCCACAAUGAUGUGCCAGCACUUGUCACAAAGCUCAAGUCGCGGUGGCUGUCCCACCAACCAUUACUGACAGAGGUGUCCCAACUCCGACUGAGGUAUGCUAUUGACUGGAUACAAGAGGAGAAUAUUUUGCGAGUGAUGGUCGGGCGCGGAGGGAGCAUCGUCUGCACACUUAUCAUACCAUCGGGGUAUCCUCUGUCAGGGGAGGUAACUCUGACUGACAUCAAGGGACAUUCGGGUACAGACCUAACAGACUUGCAGCCAGCAGGGUGUGAGAGGGGCUUGACUGCCUGGGCCGAGAUGCUGGAGGAGAAGUUCGGGCGGCCAUGAUCACGUCACAUCACAGCUGUACAGACAUUACAUUGUAAAUAUCAUCACUUUUGUAGAUAUGGCAAUAAAUGACAACUCAAC